Messenger RNA from Osmerus eperlanus (European smelt), 2733 nucleotides. RefSeq names its product UDP-N-acetyl-alpha-D-galactosamine:polypeptide N-acetylgalactosaminyltransferase 18b (gene galnt18b). The transcript is spliced from 11 exons. Gene Ontology annotation, cellular component: Golgi apparatus. NCBI's taxonomy places the organism in Eukaryota, Metazoa, Chordata, Actinopteri, Osmeriformes, Osmeridae. Gene Ontology annotation, molecular function: polypeptide N-acetylgalactosaminyltransferase activity. The record is from RefSeq and is a predicted model, not a curated record. Gene Ontology annotation, biological process: protein O-linked glycosylation. Bases 315 to 2144 code for a protein of 609 amino acids.
GGUCUGUGAAAUUUCAACUUGUUCAGAUUUGCCAUGGAUCGAAAAAAGGAACAGUCGGCAUCCAGUCGGUUUUUCAGUGUUUGAUGUGUUUUCAAAUUACAGUUUGAGAUACCUACCUAUAUGGACCUGUAAAGGCGAAGGCGCUGAUAACCCGCGCUCGAAGCACGGAUCGCAUCGUUGGAGAGUUGCAGGAUUUCAUGCAGGUUGCUCUAAAGUGACGCGCGUAGCUCAUUCCAGGAUUUGGUGGGCGACAGUCGUACUUGUACACUGUUGAACGGAAUUUUGUGUAGGUUACUGCAUGGAGGGAUGUCGGCAUGGCUUGCACCAGGAGAACUAAAACUUUGGUGUCUACAUGCGUGAUCUUGAGUGGCAUGACCAACAUCGUGUGUCUGCUGUAUGUUGGGUGGGUCACUAAUUAUAUCGCGAAUGUAUACAUCAAAGUCCCUAUGCCUGUCCCAGAGAAAAAGUUAGAAAGUGACAAGAAAGGAGAAACUCUACGGAUCAUAGAGAGACUUGAUCGACUCGAGAAUGUUGUCAACCAGCACAUACAAGAGGCCCCGGUGAAGGGCGAGGACGGCCAGGCAGACAGAUCUUUCGGGGACUCUUCCCUGUUCGCCCACUGGGGUCAGGAUCUGAGUCCGGACAGCCGGAGGGUGGCGCUGAAGAUGUUCCAGUACUUCGGCUACAACGGCUACCUCAGCGACCGCCUCUCUCUGGACCGGCCAAUCCCAGACCUCAGACCCGAUGGGUGUCGGAACAUCUCCUACCCUUCCAACCUUCCCCAAGUGAGCAUCGUGUUUAUAUUUGUGAACGAGGCCUUGUCCGUCAUCCUGCGCUCCAUCCACUCGGCCAUGAACAGGACGCCAUCCCACCUCCUCAAGGAGAUUAUCCUGGUGGAUGACAACAGCAACAGUGAUGAGCUCAAGGAGAAGCUGCGUGACUUUGUGGACGAGACCAACAGCCAGCACCCGGGCUUCAUCAAGAUGGUGCGCCACUCCAAACAGGAGGGCCUCAUCCGCUCCAGGGUGAGUGGGUGGAGGGCAGCCACUGCUCCCGUCGUAGCCCUCUUCGACGCCCACGUGGAGUUCAACAUCGGCUGGGCUGAGCCUGUCCUCCUGAGAAUUAAGGAGGACCGAACGCGGAUCAUCUCUCCGUCGUUCGAUAACAUCAAGUACGACACUUUUGAGAUUGAGGAGUAUCCGCUGUCUGCCCAGGGCUUCGACUGGGAGCUGUGGUGUCGCUACCUCAACCCCCCCAAGUCCUGGUGGCACCAGGCCAACAACAGCGCCCCCAUCAAGACUCCUGCUCUGAUUGGCUGCUUCGUGGUGGACCGCCUGUACUUCGAGGAGAUUGGUCUACUGGAUGAGGGGAUGGAGGUGUACGGGGGAGAGAACGUGGAGCUUGGUGUCAGGGUGUGGCAGUGUGGGGGCAGUGUGGAGGUUCUGCCCUGUGCCCGCAUAGCCCAUAUAGAGCGUGCCCACAAGCCCUACACCGAGGAUCUGACAUCUCACGUCAGACGCAACGCCCUGAGGGUGGCAGAAGUGUGGAUGGACGAGUUCAAGAGCCACGUCUACAUGGCCUGGAACAUUCCUCAGGAGGACUCAGGGAUAGACAUCGGGGACAUCUCAGAGAGGAAGGCGCUGAGGAAGAGGCUGCAGUGUAAGACGUUCCGUUGGUAUCUGGUCAACAUCUACCCUGAGAUGAGGAUGUACACGGACACCGUGGCAUACGGAGUGCUGAAGAACUCGUUGAAGAAUGACCUGUGUCUGGACCAGGGCCCUGACACUGACAACGUCCCCAUCCUGUACCUCUGUCAUGGGAUGACACCUCAGAAUGUGUACUACACCAGCACCCAGCAGCUCCACGUCGGAGUCCUCAGCCCCACCAUCGACGACGAUGACAACAAGUGCCUGGUGGAUGUCAACAGCAGACCCCGCCUCAUUGAGUGCAGCUACGCGGCCGCCAAGCGCAUGAAGCUCCACUGGCUUUUCACUCAGGGAGGCUCCAUUCAGAACAGGAAAUCGAAGCGAUGCCUUGAGCUUGUGGCGAGCAAUGACAAUGAGUUUGGCUACCAGCUAGCCCUCCAAAAAUGCACUGGACAGAAAUGGUCCAUCACCAAUGUACUGCCUGGCAGUUCCUUCUGAUGGACCUUCAGAGAGAACACUGGCCCUUUCCACGGUAGUACACUGGACUAACAGACAGCCAGAUAGAGAGAGCGAGAGAGAGAGCGAGGGGUUGAUGGUGCAUGGUUAAUGACAGUCAAUGCUGCACCACGAUGUCUUUUGUUCACCAGUUGACAUCACAUGAUAAAUGUUAAACAUUUUCUUUCGCCUACGGGAUCAGCCAUAGUUGGUUGGUUUAUAAUGUGCAUUAUGAGAUACUACAAUGUAAUGGAGUAUAUUUUGUGAACUGUAGGGUCAAUAGGCUAUAUUGUUUUUGUUUUUUCGUUGACUUGAUGGUAUUACUGGGUCCAACAUGUUCGUUUUUGUACUCUGUACAUGAUUGCUACUGUGUAGCGAUAAUUAAGAGCUGUUCCCUGCUGUAAUGGUUUUAUUCUAGUGUCUCAGGUUUGUAGGUUAAGUUUAUUAUGAGAAUCGGAUGCACAGUUUUGGGUGAAAAUGCCAACGUGUUGGAAUAUCUGAAAAUAAUGACCUAUUUUCUAAAUGUAAAUAUUCCAAAUAUUUAUAAUAUAUGAAAGUAAAAGAACUGAUGAUAAAAUAAAUGUGUGGAAGU